AUCACCAACAUGGAGGACGAUCCUAACUGGUACACAGCCGAGCUCCACAACAGGAAAGGCUUUGUACCCAAAAACUACAUCAACCUGCGGCCGCAUGCCUGGUUUGCUGGCCGUAUAUCUCGUGGUGUGGCAGAAAGUCGACUCAGACACAGAGAAUGUGGAGCCUUCCUGGUCAGAGAGAGUGAGAGUGCUCCUGGGGAGUUUUCCAUGUCUGUC
Menidia menidia (Atlantic silverside) is the source of this 216-nucleotide messenger RNA. The record is from the annotation of a GenBank genome assembly. NCBI's taxonomy places the organism in Eukaryota, Metazoa, Chordata, Actinopteri, Atheriniformes, Atherinopsidae.